Messenger RNA from Henningerozyma blattae CBS 6284, 2292 nucleotides. RefSeq lists its product as uncharacterized. The transcript has a single exon. The coding region runs from base 1 to 2292 and encodes 763 amino acids. Gene Ontology annotation, cellular component: endoplasmic reticulum; membrane. NCBI's taxonomy places the organism in Eukaryota, Fungi, Ascomycota, Saccharomycetes, Saccharomycetales, Saccharomycetaceae. Gene Ontology annotation, molecular function: dolichyl-phosphate-mannose-protein mannosyltransferase activity. Gene Ontology annotation, biological process: protein O-linked glycosylation via mannose. The record is from RefSeq and is a predicted model, not a curated record.
AUGGCUGCCACUUCAAAAGACCCCGCUCUUGAGAAAGAAAAGACCCCGCAGACCCUGGACACAACGGGUUCCAACCCUAGUGACACAAUAGACAGCCCUAAGGACCUCUCUAGCAAGAGCGCUAGCAAGAGCGCUAACAAGAGUGUAAACAACACUUUACCUUGGGAUACAAUUGAAUCUAUCGUUUCCCCCAUUUUACUCACGCUAUUAGCUUGUUCUGUUAGAAUGAAAGAUAUAAACAAGAAUAAAGUCUCUACAUGGGAUGAAGCUCAUUUCGGUAAAUUCGGUUCUUAUUAUCUAAGACAUGAAUUCUAUCAUGACGUUCAUCCACCUCUAGGUAAAAUGUUGGUGGGGCUCUCGGGUUAUAUCUGGGGAUAUAACGGUUCGUGGGAUUUCUUGGGUGCCCAACCUUUCCCUGAAAACGUUCCCUACGUGAAGAUGCGUCUUUUCCAAGCGCUUCUGAGUGCAUUAUGUGUACCAUUAAGUUAUUUCACUGCAAAGGGUUUAAAAUUUUCAUUACCAAGUGUUUGGUUAUUGAGUUUAACUGUAUUAUACGAAAAUUCUUACACAACUCUAGCUCAUUUCGUUCUACUAGAUUCUAUCCUUAUGUUUUUCACCACUUUAUCAUUCAUGUGUUUUGUUUAUUACUAUCAACAAGGAGCCCACCCUUUCUCUAAGGCUUGGUGGGGGUGGAUGGCUGCAACAGGUAUUUCUAUCGGUUGUACCAUCUCUGUUAAAAUGGUCGGUUUAUUUAUGGUUUCUGUAGUAGGGAUCCAUGCUGUCGUAGAUCUCUGGAACCUUUUGGGUAAUAAACGCGUCUCGCGUAUUCAAUGGUUUUACCAUUUAGGGGCCCGCAUUCUUUGCUUGAUUGUGCUCCCCUUUUCCGUAUUCGCGCUAUCUUUCAAGAUCCAUUUCGAUCUAUUAUACAAAUCAGGAACUGGUGAUAAAGUGAUGCCCUCCCUUUUCCAAGCCUCUUUAGAAAACACUACUGUGGGCCAAGGUCCAAGAGACAUUUAUAAGGAAAGUUCUAUCAUCACUUUAAGAAAUAUGGGUAUUACAACUCAAAGCGUCUUUUUACAUUCACACCCACAAAGGUUGCCAGUCGGAUCUAAACAACAACAAGUCACUGGUUAUACUUUUGCUGAUGAUAAUAAUAAAUGGUAUUUCCAAAACCCUAUCAUGGAUGAUGACGCUUAUUUGAAUUAUAAUAUUAAUUUCCCUCCUCAAGAUACAGAUUUCAUUCUGAAUAAUAUGACUUAUUCUUUGGCCCAUUUAAACACAGGUGCCACAUUACACUCGCAUAAUUUGGAAUCGCCUGUUGAUAGGUUGGCUUAUGAGGUAACUGGUUAUAUAGGUGAUAGAAAUGAUAAUUGGCAAGUAGAAAUUUUGAAACAAGAAUCUGCUGAGGAAGAUACUUCCGUAGUACACACAAUGACCACUAUUUUCAGAUUAAAGCAUUCCAUCAAUGGUUGUUAUCUUGCCUUUACGGGUAAUAAUUUACCUGAAUGGGGGUUCAAACAACAAGAAAUCGCUUGUAUCAAGGAUUCGAGCAAGAAUAAUAAAUAUACUUGGUGGAUGAUUGAAGAUCAUGAGAAUCCAGAUGCUCCACCAAAACCUAAAGAUUUCAAAUACCCAAAACCAGGAUUCUGGUCCAUGUUUUUCUAUUUAAAUAGAGCCAUGAUGGCCACGAACAAUGCUUUGAAACCAGAAACUGAUAAAUUAGAUCCUUUAUCUUCAAGAGCUUGGCAAUGGCCAACUUUAAACAAAGGUUUAAGAUUGAACGGUUGGGAUGAAAAUGGUAACCGUUAUUAUUUAAUGGGUACACCUUUAACCACCUGGUCUUCUUCACUCUCCAUCAUUGGAUUUUCUAUUUUCAUCUUAUUCAGAUUCAUUAGAUGGCAAAGACAAUGCGAUUCCAAACUUUUGUUCCCUCAUGAUAUGCAUCAAGUCAUCAUUGCAGGUGUAUAUCCUUUAAUUGGUUGGGCAUUACACUUCUUCCCCUUCGCUUGUAUGGGUAGAGUCACUUAUGUUCAUCAUUAUUUACCAGCAUUAUAUUUCGCCUUAAUCCUAUUGUCCUUUAUUUUCGAAUUUUCUCUCAAAGGAUUAGGAGCAAAUAAAUCCACUAAUUUGAUUAGACUAGUCAUUUAUUCAACUUUCGCUUUAUUAACUUUACUAUGUUUUUCAUUCUUUUCUCAAAUGUCAUAUGGGAUGACAGGCCCACUCGAAAAUUAUAAUAGUAUGAAUUGGUUAAAGGAUUGGAAAAUAGGUCAAGACAAUUAUACAAUCUUUUAA